AUGACUUUGAGGCAGCGACUGAGUACAAUCCACCAGAAAGUGCGUCUGCAUGGAAACGACGAAAAGCACGAACAAACGGACGCAUGGAGUAAUCGCGAUCUGAUCCCUCUACCGCCAGAGCGGAGGACAUGGGGCUGGUUCAAUUUCUUCGGGGUUUGGGCUAUUGCAUCGCUGAACCUCGCAAAUUGGCAGACUCCAAGCACCUUCUUAGUCACGGAAGCUAUGGGCUUAUCUGUCCCACAGGCUAUCCUUAUCAUCGUUGUGAGCAGCAUAUUGAUCGCUCUGUUCUCUACACUUAUCGCUUGGGUUGGACUGAAGUGGCAUAUUGGCUUUACAGUACAGAACAGAUAUAGUUGGGGUAUGCGGGGAAGCUUCAUACCUUUGCUGCAGAGAAUCCUACUUAACUUCAUUUGGAACGCCGUCCAAUGUUGGAAUGGCGGCCGUCUGGUCGCCGUAUGCUUGACUGCGAUCUGGCCUUCGUACGCACGCAUGCCGAAUACCUUCAGCCCUAGCUUCCCUGCUACGACCGACCAGUUUGUAGGAUUUGUGGUGUUCUGGUUUCUAUCUACACCGUUCUUGUGGCUACGACCAGAGAAGUUCAAGAUUCCGUUCCUUGUAGUGUGCAUAUGGUGCGGCUUAGGUAUGUUAUCAUGGAUGAUCUGGGCAGUGACCACUGCCAAAGGCAGUACGUCAUGGCUCAUCAUGGCUGGUAUAAACCAAACCAUCGGCGGUCUUGCUGCUGGUAUCACCAACGGCAGCGACUUCUCACGCUAUGCACGUUCAAGAAGGCCCUAUAUCUACGGUACCAUCGCUAGCUGUGUGAUCACCAACGUCAUUGUCUCAUUAGUUGGAUUGGUUACCACCGCUUCGGGGCAAAAGAUCUAUGGCGAGAUCUAUUGGAAUCCACCAGAUCUACUCAUGCGCAUGAUGGACGAUGGAAACGGCUCAUCGCGGUCCCGUGCGGGUGUAUUCUUCCUGGCUGCAGGUUUCGCCUUCACUGCAAUGUUCGAGAACAUUUGCGGUAACGCUGUCUCUGGUGGAAUCGACCUUGCUGGUCUUUUUCCACGUUACAUCAACAUACGUCGCGGUGCUAUUAUCACGUUUGUGGCUGCAUGGGUCGUCCAGCCCUGGCAACUUAUCAACCGCGCCACCACGUUCAUCGCCGUUUUGUCUUCUUUUUCGGUGUUCUUAGCGCCCAUCAUUAGUAUCAUGUCAUGCGACUACUGUCUUCUACGAAAGGGAAGGAUUCGCUUGAGUCAUCUAUACCGAACAGAGGACUCUUCAUACUACUUCACCAAGUGCUUCAACUGGAGAGCGGUACCGUCUUGGCUCUGUGGCUGGGCACCAACUAUUGGUGGCCUUGUGGUGACCGUGAGAGGAGACGUUAGUCCAUCGCGGUCCUUGGUACAACUCUACAAUAUGGCCUUUUUGAUAGGAUUCUUCAUCAGCGCUAUCGUUUUCUAUGUUCUCAACCUGAUCUUCCCCAUUCCUGAUAUGGACCAGAUCGAUCCCACCGAUCUAUACGGCACCUUCACAGAGACGGAGGCAAGGCGAGCUGGUGUAGCUCCGCUAGAUGAGAGGCGGAUCCAAGGAGUUAUGGCUAGGCGAAGAUCAACCGAACAGGUUGUUAUCUAUGGAGAGAAGGGUGUGUGA
Messenger RNA from Alternaria atra, 1653 nucleotides. RefSeq lists its product as uncharacterized. The coding region runs from base 1 to 1653 and encodes 550 amino acids. Gene Ontology annotation, molecular function: nucleobase transmembrane transporter activity. Gene Ontology annotation, biological process: nucleobase transport; transmembrane transport. The record is from RefSeq and is a predicted model, not a curated record. Lineage: Eukaryota; Fungi; Ascomycota; Dothideomycetes; Pleosporales; Pleosporaceae. Gene Ontology annotation, cellular component: plasma membrane. The transcript is spliced from 6 exons.